AAUAUCAGCUGGUCGCAUUUCAUAACCUGAGAUUCGUGUAACCCGAAUUAGUCGAAUUAAAUUGGUAAAAAUGCGGCUAACUAACAAGUUGUAUGCACAGCACAUUGGAUGGCAUUUCAAGAAGCACUGGCAGGUGCAAGGCAGGCGAGUCCCCAAGGACACCGGAGCAGCUGCUGAGCUCAUAAAACUUGGCAUUCAAGUAAAAUCCCCCGAGGACAUGCUGAGUCCCCAAAAAAUGUUCAAGUUAGUGGAUAUUGUGGGACCAGUGGUAAAGCCAAUUGCUGAGGACCAAACUCAUCCAAACUGGCAUACGAAUGCCUGUCAUGUUUUUACGGAUAACAACGUUCUUCUCGGAGGAUUGCCUCAAGCUCAGGUUUUGACCAACACAAUCGAGAUUAACAGCUUCCCACCACAAAUCGAGGAUGCUAUUUCAAAUGGGCAGUUGCCGAAAGCCGUCGAUCGAGCUGUUCAGAAUGCCAUCUUUUCAUCCCAUCUGCUGGAUGCCCAACAAGUGAAACUGCCAAAGAUCAAACUGAUCGAUCGACCAGCUUUUAAUUUACCCCGUCUUUACGGCAUCUCCCACGAAAGACGCAAUCGCCUUUUGGUAAAUAAGCUAUUGUUUGAGAUCGAGAAAUUGGCUGGUCGUCCCGUAACUGAGCGUCGAAGGAUGAUCGACAAUGUCACUUUUAAAACAACUAUAACAAAGGACAAUGACGUGCUCGCCUUUGCAGUCAGUGGAGAGACAUUAAUAAGCUCAUCGCGUGCCCUCGAUGCCAUCAAGGGUAAAUACCAUGGGGAAUUGCCAGAUCUUUAUCCGAUGAAGUGCACAGUUUCAAUGCCAAAGCGGAACAUAUACACGGCAGACAACUUUUAUCCGAUUGGACGCGAAAUAAGUUGUUCCCAUCCUCAUACAAUUUUAACGUUCUUUAACAAAAGUAUUGUUAACAAUGUGCACGGCUCCGAAGUGACGGCAACUCAAUUCCACGGACGUACCAUGCUCAAGGCGUUUGUUGCGGCUGUUACCCGGGCUAAGCAGUUGUAUGGCGUUUCGUUCAACGGAGAUAUUCAGAAACCGAUUGUUGUGCAAUGCGCUCAGACGGACGGACGAGUCUUUCACUUUGGCGUGUUCCAACUGAACACACUUAAUCCAAACUCCAACAGCACCACUAAAAACUAUUGGUUCCAUCGGGACAGUGUGGACUUGUUCACGGAAUGUUGCUACAGAACUGGCAGACCACACCUAGAUGGAUUUAACACUGAACCUUUCCGUAUCUUAAGCGCAUUUUAUCAAAACUCAUAAUUUUGUUUACAAAUCUUACAAAUAAAAUUCGAUUUAUUGUAAUGUUUGUUCGACAGUAA
Messenger RNA from Drosophila grimshawi, 1359 nucleotides. RefSeq names its product 39S ribosomal protein L37, mitochondrial (gene mRpL37). The record is from RefSeq and is a predicted model, not a curated record. Gene Ontology annotation, cellular component: ribosome; mitochondrion. Bases 71 to 1300 code for a protein of 409 amino acids. Gene Ontology annotation, molecular function: structural constituent of ribosome. Gene Ontology annotation, biological process: translation. The transcript has 4 exons. Lineage: Eukaryota; Metazoa; Arthropoda; Insecta; Diptera; Drosophilidae.